Molecule: messenger RNA, 513 nt
Organism: Babesia ovata
Lineage: Eukaryota; Apicomplexa; Aconoidasida; Piroplasmida; Babesiidae
Product: TAF9 RNA polymerase TATA box binding protein associated factor isoform 2 family protein
Exons: 1
Coding region: 1-513 (170 amino acids)
Cellular component (GO): nucleus; cytoplasm
Molecular function (GO): ATP binding; ATP hydrolysis activity; AMP kinase activity
Source: RefSeq, a predicted model, not a curated record
AUGAGAGUCAACGGCCCCAAUAUACUCGUCACCGGGACUCCGGGUGUGGGAAAGACAACGCUGUGCUGCCGCUUCGCGGACGAAAGCCGGCUGAGGUACCUCAACGUCGCAGACUUGAUCCGCGACGAGGAGCUCCACGCCGGAUGGGACGAUGAGCUUGAGUGUUCCAUUUACGACGACAAGCUGCUGCGGAAGGCCCUGAAGAAGCGCGGCUUGCGUGACGGUGGGUUCCUGCUGGACUUCCAUUCCGUUGAGGGCAUCAGCAAGAAGGACAUCGAUCAUGUCGUGGUGUUGUCGGCAGAAAUCGAAACGCUGUGCGCACGUCUCAAAGAACGGGGCUACAGUGACAAGAAGAUCGAUUCAAACAUCGAGGCGGAGAUCUUCCAGGUGUGCUUGCAGGAUGCCGUUGAGCUGUUCGGGGAGGACCGGGUGACGAGGCUCCCGCAUAACACCGAGGAAGAAUCGCUAAAGGCAUUAGAACACGUUAAGAAGCUAGUGGAAUCGUAUGGCUAA